GGGGGGGGGGUGUUGGGGGGGGGCGCGCGUGUUGAAAAAGAGGAGUGCUGCCAAAGUCUGGGUCAGACCGAGUAUAAGCAGUCAACGAGAGACUUGGACUAGAGUUUAGCCACACGGUCCCCACGCGAAGGACACGAGAGCUGAGCACUGCCAACCCACCUUCCUCCUCUUCUGCACUCAGUCCCUGAACGCACCAGAAGAUCUGUGAGAGACCCCACAGAGAGAGAGAGAGUGAGAUGGAAACUACGACCAUCACCACCACGCAAACUGCGUUCACCUUUGCACUGACGGAAAAGCGCACGAGCAUCAGCCUGCACGCUCCGGCCCAGGACCCGGUCCCGGCCGUCCACCCGCACGGCGGUGGCGGCAACAAGGUGCUGAAGAGACAGCGCUCCAGCUCCCCGGAGCUGCUGCGCUGCAAGCGGCGCCUGAGCUUCAAAGGCCUGGGCUACUCCAUCCCGCAGCAGCAGCCCGUGGCCGUGGCCAGGCGCAACGAGCGGGAGAGGAACCGGGUCAAGCAGGUCAACAUGGGCUUCCAGACGCUGCGUCAGCACGUGCCCAACGGCGCCGCCAACAAGAAGAUGAGCAAAGUGGAGACCCUGAGGUCGGCCGUGGAGUACAUCAGAGCCCUGCAGCAGCUGCUCGACGAGCACGACGCGGUUUCGGCCGCGUUCCAGUGCGGGCUGCCGUCCCCGACGCUCUCCAACAGCUACUCCGCGGACCCGGAGUCCCCUCACUCCGCCUACUCCUCGGAUGAAGGCGGGUACGAGCCUCUGAGCUCAGAGGAACAGGAACUGCUGGACUUCACAACCUGGUUUGACAGGUACUGACGCUGUCAGGACCGUCUGCGCGUAAAAGUGGCUGAUUUCUCUCAGAAAUGCUGACAAACUAAUGACAUCAGACCUGGGGUGGUGGUGGUGGUGGUGGGGGGGUCGCCCCACCUCGCGCUCACAGGUGAUUUGUUAUCUCAGCCCCUGCUUCUGCAGGAGCAAAGCAAUAAUGAGAUAGGGGAGAGAGCGUCUGUGUGAAAGCGCGUAAACAGUGCCCCCCCCUUAAAGUUCCUACUGGAGAGGGGGAGGAGGGGGGGCUCAGACACGCAUGGAAGUGAAGAACUGUUGAUGUUUGAAUAAGUGCAAUUAUUUGGGCAGAGAGGAGGUCCUGCUGGAUUGUGUUGGAUGAGAACUUCAUCAAAUCUGGUUCCUCGUCCGCCUAGAAGAAGAUGCGACUUUUCUCCAUGAUGUAGAUUUCUAACAACACUGUAUCAUAUUCUUUACUUUUUUUUUGUUAACGCAGAGACAUAUUUUUGUACAAUGAGCCAAACGAAAUGUUCCUGAACAAUGUUUACUGCCACUUUCUCCCUGACGGUGUUUUGACUUGAGAAGCAGCUGUCAGCGUGGCGGGGAGCCGAGAGGCCACUACCUGUGACAGACUGCAGUGGGUUUUUGUUGUUGUUUUGUUUUCCUUCUGGGAAAAGUGGAAAAGAGGCAUUUAUUAAUGUAUGCACUUGUUCUGAGUUCACCUUCUGUAGCCAGAAAAUGUAAAUAUAUGAUUUGAACAGAUAUAUUUUGUGUAAAACAAGUUUUAUAAAUAAAAUGGAUCUAUUUAAA
Messenger RNA from Austrofundulus limnaeus, 1607 nucleotides. RefSeq names its product achaete-scute family bHLH transcription factor 1b (gene ascl1b). Gene Ontology annotation, cellular component: RNA polymerase II transcription regulator complex. Gene Ontology annotation, biological process: positive regulation of transcription by RNA polymerase II; neuron differentiation; regulation of neurogenesis. Gene Ontology annotation, molecular function: protein dimerization activity; DNA-binding transcription factor activity, RNA polymerase II-specific; RNA polymerase II transcription regulatory region sequence-specific DNA binding. NCBI's taxonomy places the organism in Eukaryota, Metazoa, Chordata, Actinopteri, Cyprinodontiformes, Rivulidae. The record is from RefSeq and is a predicted model, not a curated record. The coding region runs from base 237 to 830 and encodes 197 amino acids. The transcript has a single exon.